AUGGUAAGCAAAAGCAAUUCCACGGCAUUAUGCAGGUUCUGGGCGCCAUCACCUUCUGCUCUGCAUCCGCUGCCUAGUUUUCACUUACCAGACUUGUUCGUAUUUCGCAAACUAACUGGCUAUCGAGAAUCCGCUAAUUUAGUGUCUUUGCAGUUCAUCAGCAGAAAUUGCUAUCCUGGAACUAAACAUAACUCUCAGACGCCUGUUUCCGCCCCAGUGGAACGCAGGAUCGCUGCGAACGCCGCCGUGAAGACAGCGCGCUUCGUGAGUAUAUUUUGGUGGGGCAUAUUCGCUUUAGUUAAUUUAAAAUGGGCGCGCCACCAGAAGGGCCUAAGUGUACUUAACCAAAUGGCGCGCCCCGAUGGCAUAGGGUCCAGGCGCACUUCAAUAUUGCAGACGCGCUGCUGCAGAGCACGCCGGUGCUAUUAA
Trypanosoma grayi is the source of this 429-nucleotide messenger RNA. RefSeq lists its product as hypothetical. Bases 1 to 429 code for a protein of 142 amino acids. The record is from RefSeq and is a predicted model, not a curated record. The transcript has a single exon. NCBI's taxonomy places the organism in Eukaryota, Euglenozoa, Kinetoplastea, Trypanosomatida, Trypanosomatidae.